Molecule: messenger RNA, 2519 nt
Organism: Solanum stenotomum
Lineage: Eukaryota; Viridiplantae; Streptophyta; Magnoliopsida; Solanales; Solanaceae
Exons: 3
Coding region: 312-2519 (735 amino acids)
Biological process (GO): DNA transposition
Molecular function (GO): transposase activity; zinc ion binding; DNA binding
Source: RefSeq, a predicted model, not a curated record
UAGUUGAAGGUGAUGAUGGUAUUCGGGCUUUACAAUGUCUGAUUUGUCAUGAGUUUAAGAAUAUUGACUUAUUUGAUGUAGAUGAUACAAACUUGACAGUUGAUACCCAUAACAUUCUUCAUCAUUUAGAGAGAUAUCAUGUAGAUGUUGAAGUUGCAUCAGAUAAUGAACAUGUACCAGGAGAUUCUGAUUGUGAGGUUGAUACUCCUUCUGAUGUGGAGUAUGAUGAAGAAAGGCUUCAGUUGUUUGAGAAACAAAGAAACAGUACUGUAAGUGAUAAAUUGGAGCACUACAAGGAAUUGGAGAAGGGGAUGUCAUUUGCCACCAUUGAGGAAGCUAGAAAGAUAAUGAACUACUAUGCUAUAGCUAGUAGACGUGGAUUGAAGAUUGAAAAAGUUGAUCGUAGCAGGGCUAGGUAUGUUUGUCAAGUUGGAUGCCCUUGUAAAUGUAAUAUUUCACAGGAUAAAAAAGGGGCUUCUGGAUUUAGUAUAAAAAAUUUGAUAAGUGAACAUACUUGUUUUCCAUGCUACAAAAAUUCUAGGGCUGAUUCGAAGACAUUAGCUCAAUACUUCAAAAGUAAAUUACAGAGAGAUCCUAAGUACACUGUGAAGGAAAUGAGAGAAGAAUUAUCAACUGAUUUUGAUUUGCAUGUUACAAAAUCCAAGGUAAAGAGGACUAAGGUGAUGAUCCUUGAAAAACUAGACGGGAGUUUCAUGGAUGACUUUAACAAACUUGAAGCAUAUGGGGCUGAAUUAAAAAAGUCUAAUCCAGGAACUGAUGUUGAAAUAAACAUCUCAAAAGAUGCUUUUGAGCAAGGUAUAAGAAAGUUCUUGAGGAUGUACAUAUGUUUUAAUGCCUUGAAGGUAGGUUGGAAAAGUGGAUUAAGACCACUCAUUGGUUUGGAUGGUACUUUCUUGAAGGAUAGGAUCAAAGGUCAAGUGUUGGUUGCUGUGGGACAAGAUUCUAUGAAUCAAUUCUAUCCAAUUGCUUGGGCAGUGGUUGACAAAGAAACUACUAGGACAUGGUCAUGGUUUGUGGAGCUUUUGAAGAGGUCUUUUGACCUUAAAGAUGGAAGUGGAGUGCCUUUUAUUUCUGACAUGCAAAAGGGGUUACUGGAUGCUAUGAGCAAUGUACUUCCUGCAGCUCAUCAAAGAUUUUGUGUUAGACACAUUGAAUCUAAUUGUCUAAAAAAGUGGAGGAGCGGGGAAAUGAAAAAGUUGAUGUGGUGGUGUGCUUGGAGCACAUAUGAUGAAGAGUUCAAAGAUCAACUCAACAGGCUAGGCAAAUUGGAUGCAGAUGUUGCUAAGGACUUGAUUAGUAAACCACCUCGGGCAUGGUGUAGAGCCUACUUCGACACGCAGUGUAAGAACACAAUGGUUUUCAAUAACUUCACAGAAUCCUUCAAUGCUUGGAUUUUAGAAGCAAGAGGUAUGCCAAUUAUCAAAAUGUUGGAGGAAAUAAGGAUUAAGGUUAUGACUAGGUUGGCUGAAAAUGAAGACAAAGUUAGGCAUUGGAAAACUGAACACAGUCCACAAUGCAUGAAGUUGUACAAUGAUUAUAGGGCAAUAGCACAUGGAUGCACUGUGAACUUUAAUGGUGAUUAUGGCUAUGAAGUGUCUGAAGCUGAUGAUAGACAUACUGUGAACUUAGAGCAUAUUAGAUGCACCUGCAGAUUGUGGGACUUGUCUGGAAUUCCCUGCCCUCAUGCCAUUAAUGCAUUUAUGCAUAAGAAAGUUGUUCCAAAGACACAAAUUCACUGGUUUUACAGUAAAGAAGCCUAUUUGCUGACAUACAAGCAUAAAAUGCAACUUGUUAGAGGAAUACAAUUUUGGAAUGUUGAUCCUACUCAUGCAAUGGAACCACCUGAUAUGAUCAAAAUGAUUGGAAGACCCACGAAAAAAAGAGAUAGAACAACAGAUGAAGCAAGAAAAAGAAAAGGUGAAUGGAGUUCAUCAAGAAAAGGUUCUAUAAUGACAUGUAGCAAUUGUGGGGAACAAAAUCACAACGCAAGAGGUUGUUAUAAGGCAAAAGGGGCUGAACAGAUUUCAAAGAAAGGCAAAGGCAAAGAAAAAAUAGGUGAGACAUCAACUGAAACACAACAAUCUAGCCAUGCCUCAAGAAGUAACAGUUAUGAGCCUGAAUUUGGUACGCAACCAUCUCAACAAUCAGCCUUUCAAACUCAAUUUGAUACUCAACAGUCAACAACUUAUGGACCUGAUAUUGGUGACGAUGAAGACCCAAUAUUGAGGCAAAAAACCAUCUCUGAAGCUGAUAUAUUGUUGGCCAUGAGAAAGAGCAGAAUGACACCAUCAACUGGUGGUAGAAGAAUUCAAUUCACCGGAGAUGCAACUGGGGUGUCAACUCCAACAAACUUGCCUUAUUCACCAACAAAGAUAACUUGGCGAGGAAAGGAAGUUGUUACAUCCAAUCAGUUACUAAAUGAUGCGAGGAAAAAACGUAUCAAGAUAAUGGCAAGAAAAGGGCAAGGGGAACCAGCCCCCGAUUCUUCUGAAAUAUGA